AUGAAAGGUCAAUUUUUUUCUUCUUCUUCUAUAUUCAUUCUGAAAGACUGGAGCUGUUGCCCAGCCCUCUAGAGUUCAUUUGAGUCCAGCUGCUACUAUGUUUCUACUGUGAAGCAAUCUUAGGCUGAGAGUCAGAAGAAUUGCUCUCCCAAGGGAGCGCGUCUGAUGGUGAUCACCACUAGGGAUGAGCAGGAUUUCAUUAUCCAGAACCUGUACGGCAAUUUUGCUUAUUUUAUAGGGCUGUGCCCAGAGGGGAAAACGCAUUGGCAAUGGGUUGAUCAGACACCAUACAAUGAAAGUGUCAUGUUUUGGCACUCAGGUGAACGCACUAAUCCUGAUGAGUGUUGUGUUAUGCUAAAUUCUGCAUCAGAAAAGUGGGGCCGGAAUAAUGCUCCCUGUAAUGAACAUCACAGGUCAACUUGCAAGAUGGUGACCUACUUAUGAACGGAACAUCCUCCACGGAAAUGUGUUUGGAUUGGCAUCUACCAUUAUAGACAUAGCUAAUUCGCUGUUUUAAUUAUGUGUAAGUCUUGUAUAAGAGAUGCCCAUAGAAUUUUUCAUUUGACUGUCACCUAUUCCACUUAUGAUAGAAUCAGUUCACAUAUUCAUUCAUAAAGUGAACACUUAUUGAGCAUUUUCCAUGUGCCAGGAAUGUACUGGAGAGCACUUUUUUUUUUUUAAUUGAGGUUAUCAUAGUUUACAACAUUG
Messenger RNA from Equus caballus (horse), 708 nucleotides. RefSeq names its product C-type lectin domain family 4 member C. The record is from RefSeq and is a predicted model, not a curated record. NCBI's taxonomy places the organism in Eukaryota, Metazoa, Chordata, Mammalia, Perissodactyla, Equidae.